AUGCCACAACCACCACGACCACCACUCCCACUCAACCCCACCCCCCAGUCCCAUUCCAAGUCCCACCCCCAAUCCCACCCCCACCCCCAACCCCCCCACUACCGCCUCACCCCCCUCCACCUCAAGCUCCUCUCCACCAUCCCCACUUUCUUCGCCCUCGCCGCCCUCUGCUCCCUCCGCCACCGCGCCCGCCAAUCCCUCAUCCACCACACCACCCCCUCCCCCAACACGCCUUACCCCCUCCAUCCCACCAUCACCACCUCCCCCCACCUCCUGCUCCUCUUCCUUCUCUUCCUCCUCCCCGACCUCCUCUUCUGGCUCCCCCUCUUCUACACCGUCCUCGUCCUCCAGCUUGGCGUCAUCUACCAGCCCGACGCUGCGCUUGAGAGGGCCAUGGCUAUGCGCUCGGAGGCGGAAAGAGAGAGGUGGAGAGCGGGGUGGAGGGUGGCGGAGGAGGAGGAGGAGCGGAUGAGGAAGGAGAGGAGGAAGAGGAGGCGGUUGUUGUUGGUGCCGGAUGUGGAUGUGGGAGGGAGCGGGAGCGGGAGCGGGGAAUGGGGGGUGGUGAGGUGGGGGAGGGAUGCGGAUGGGGGGGCGAAGGCGGUGGAGGCGGUGGAGAGAGGGAGGAGGUUGACGAGGGCGGGGAGGGGAGAGGCGGUGAGGUGGUUUGCGUAG
This is a messenger RNA of Diplodia corticola, 672 nucleotides long. RefSeq lists its product as uncharacterized. The coding region runs from base 1 to 672 and encodes 223 amino acids. The record is from RefSeq and is a predicted model, not a curated record. The transcript has a single exon. NCBI's taxonomy places the organism in Eukaryota, Fungi, Ascomycota, Dothideomycetes, Botryosphaeriales, Botryosphaeriaceae.